Messenger RNA from Mycena citricolor, 954 nucleotides. Lineage: Eukaryota; Fungi; Basidiomycota; Agaricomycetes; Agaricales; Mycenaceae. The record is from the annotation of a GenBank genome assembly.
AUGGACCCAAAACGCCUCGACCAAUGGGAUGCCGUCCAGCAACACAAGUUCAUUGUCACCGUCUCGGGUGGCAACGGCGAUCGCAGACGCACCACCACCCUCAUCCGUAACCUCAUUGCAGAGGCCACAAACGCCCGCGGCCACCAUAUCAUGAUCUCGGAACCCUCGGUUGCCCAGAGUGGCCCUGACCCCACCUGCUGGCUUGUAGCGGGACUUCCGGUUGAAGUCGGCGAGCACCUGGUGGAGGGGCGAAUCAUCUCCUCCCCUGCCAUCACCCUCCUGAUCCACGCGUAUGCGCCGCCCAUCUCCGGCUACAUUGGAGCCUUCACUGGGUUCAAUGUUGAGUGCACGCAGGAAGGAGCUGAGACUAUUCGGAGGAUCAUUGGCGACACCAUUCUCAAAUCCCCGUCCACUGUCCAGCUAAUCCUUGACAACCGCGACGCCUUUAGCGAGCUCGACACAAACUCUGAGGUGCUGGAGCGCUUCACCGCUACCCUCCAUGUGCAGCCAAUGGAGAUCCGGACCGCGGGCAACCAAGAUAUCCUGCUCUGGAACCUCUUCGCAAACCCCCCAACCUGCUACAUCGAAAGCUGGCGGAAGAUUGCAAAAGACGUCCGGCGGCUGGUCUUUGGGAGCAUCUGGGAUGGCCAGGCCUACCUGUACACCACGGGCGGUGAGCACCGCCCCAACCCAUUCCCUUUCUACUGCCAAAUCUGCACUGCUAUUGACCAUCCUACUGGACUCUGCUGGCUCCCGAACACCUCACAAUGGCCGGGCCCCACCUCCGACACCAUUCGCGACCUGACAAAGGUCUCUCGCCACUUCUCCAAACAAGCUCGAGCCUCUGCACCAGUUAACGAGAAGAAGAAGAAGGAGCAGGAUGGGAAGAAGGGCAAGAGCCAGGACCGGAAGGGCAAGGGGAAGCGCCGCCAUGAUGGCUAUGACCACUACUAG